Messenger RNA from Brienomyrus brachyistius, 3036 nucleotides. It is a transcript of the gene fxr1, whose product is annotated as FMR1 autosomal homolog 1. Bases 429 to 2210 code for a protein of 593 amino acids. Gene Ontology annotation, cellular component: dendritic spine; nucleus; presynapse. Gene Ontology annotation, biological process: regulation of alternative mRNA splicing, via spliceosome; regulation of dendritic spine development; DNA damage response. Gene Ontology annotation, molecular function: protein homodimerization activity; mRNA 3'-UTR binding; translation regulator activity. The record is from RefSeq and is a predicted model, not a curated record. NCBI's taxonomy places the organism in Eukaryota, Metazoa, Chordata, Actinopteri, Osteoglossiformes, Mormyridae. The transcript has 18 exons.
GCACUGCGCGUCCAAUAUGGAGGAAUUGACGGUGGAGAUCCGCGGCUCUAACGGGGCUUAUUACAAGCUGUCCCCCGUCACUCUUCGCCUGCCGCGCAUUCCCAGCUAUUUUUGACUUGGACGCGCUGAGAUGUAAGAGGGACCGACGUGUUUCUCCUCUUCCCCUAUGGCUGCCGCAACAGCAAAUGUUUCCAUGGAAAACGCCCGCAUAUUAAAGUCAUUUGGGGCUUGUCAAAGAUGUCCAUGAUGACUCACUCACCAUUGUCUUUGAAAAUAACUGGCAACCAGAGAGACAAGUUCCUUUCAGUGAUGUGCGGCUACUGCCUCCAUUGGAUGCCAGGAAGGAUAUCAGAGAGGGUGAUGAAGUCGAGAUUUUUUCAAGAGCGAAUGAGCAGGAGCCUUGUGGCUGGUGGCUGGCUAAAGUUCGCAUGGUUAAAGGAGAUUUCUACGUAAUCGAGUAUGCAGCUUGCGAUGCCACGUACAAUGAAAUCGUCACCUACGAUCGCCUCCGGCCCAUGAAUCUGAAUAAAGCUGUCACUAAGAACACCUUUUACAAAUGCACCAUCCCUCUCCCAGAGGACCUAUGGGCAGCGUGUGAAAAUGAGCAAUCACACAAGGAUUUUAAGAAGGCAGUAGGAGCCUGUCGCAUUUUUUACAACUCAGAAACCCAUGAGCUGGUUGUCUUGUCUACAAAUGAGGCCACUGUCAAGCGUGUUGCCAUACUGAGUGACAUGCACCUGCGCAGUAUCCGCACCAAGCUCAUGCUCAUGUCCAGGAAUGAAGAAGCCACAAAACACUUGGAGAGCACCAAGCAAUUAGCUUCCUCUUUCCAAGAGGAGUUUGUGGUCAGGGAAGACUUGAUGGGGCUGGCCAUUGGGAGUCACGGCAGCAACAUCCAGCAGGCCAGGAAGGUCCCUGGGGUCUCUGCUAUUGAGCUGGAUGAGGAUACCGGCAUGUUCAGGAUUUAUGGGGAGAGUGCAGAAGCCGUACAGAAGGCACGACGUUACCUGGAGUUCAUUGAGGAAGCUGUUCAGAUUCCCCGAAACUUCGUUGGCAAGGUGAUUGGCAAGAACGGAAAGGUUAUCCAGGAGAUUGUCGACAAGUCAGGGGUUGUGCGAGUGCGAAUCGAAGGAGACAAUGAUAACAAGCUUCCUCGACAAGAAGGAAUGGUUCCUUUCAUGUUUGUUGGCACCAAGGAGAGCAUUGGGAAUGUGCAGGUACUGCUGGAGUAUCACAUCUCUUACCUUAACGAGGUCGAGCAGCUGCGACUGGAGAGGCUGCAUAUUGACGAGCAGCUGCGGCAGAUCGGGAUGGGCUUCAGGCCUGCGUCCGGCCGGCCUGUGGACCGCGACCGCGGCUACGGCGCAGAUGACGGUGCCUCGGGGGCCCCCCUGCACAGCAGCCGCUUCUACACGGGCAGGGGGCGAGGUCGGAAGGGCCCAAACUACACCUCCGGCUAUGGUACAAACUCGGAAUAUUCUAAUGCCUCCGAGACUGACUCUGAACGGAAGGACGAACUGAGCGACUGGUCUCUGGCCGGCGAGGACACAGAGCGCGGACCGCGGCAGCAGCGGGACAGCAGGCGGAGGCUGGGGCCAGGACGAGGGCGCGGGGGCCAUGGCGCCAGGGGCCGUGGGGCAGGACGGGCGGGACACAGCUCCUCCAUCAGCUCUGUGCUGAGAGACCCUGACAGCAACCCAUUCAGCGUGCUGGACAACACAGAGACAGACCAGACGGCCGACACCGAUGCCAGCGAGUCGCACCUGAGCACCGGCCGGCGCCGUCGCUCCCGCCGCCGGCGCACAGAUGAGGAGGCCACCCUCAUGGACGGCCAGAGCGAGUCCGACAACGCCUCGCUCAGUGAGAACGGCAUAGAUGAUUUUGAAGCAAAGACCCAGCGGCGUAAUCGUAGCCGUAGGCGGCGCUUCCGCCCCCCAGAGGAGAGGCACACAGUUACCGUGGCAGAUUACAUAUCACGGGCAGAAUCGCAGAGCAGACAGAGGAACCCAAGGGAUCAGAAGAAGAACAAAAGAGAACCGGGACAAAUGGAUUUUAUAGAGGACCACAGCCCUGCUCUUGUGACAACCAAUGGUCCCAAGAACAAAUCUGAUGAGCCCCCAACAACAUCAAAUGCUCCAGCUGAGAGAACCACGAGAAUUGGUAGCGGGGACGACGGAAAGCAGCAGGCCGUACAGAACGGGGUGUCCUAAGCCUCCACUCCUGGUUGACCUCCGCUUUUUUUUUAUAUUAGUGCUUGCACAAGCUUGCCAAAGAUAGACAUGUGGACUUCCAGAUUUUUACAGCACUUUUCAGUUCCUUCAUAGUGGAACAAAAAAGGGGAUGGAUCCAAAAAAAUAAUAAUCUGAACAUUUACAAGAUUAAAAAAUUACACCUAAUACGUUCUUAAGGACGUGAUCAGAUGUUGUGCCUUCCAAGAGUAGAAAAGUAAACUUUGGCUGGCUGUAGCAAACCUUUUGUUGAAUAUGGUGACAAUGGGAGAACACCCCAGACGUCCUACUACUUGUUAUGAAGAGCGUUAGCUGCUUUUGUUACGUUUUAAUAUGCAACCACUUCUUAUACGAGGAGAAACCAGAAAAUGCAGUCUGAGAGAUAUUUGCACUGAACAGUAACUUUCCCAGUAGAAAAAUGUUAGUCUGGAAACUGAUCUGUUAACUUUGUUGUCCAUUUUUUAAUGCUGUCACUACCUUCAGAAUACUUGAAGAUUGUAUUUUCUUUUUCUGCUUGAACACUGGAAAGAUAAUGGGAGUGAAUUCUCAAAGUGGGCUUCAUUUGGUUUAUUUAUUUGAAUAUGUACAGUAUUUAAAUUCAACUGUAGUAACUGUAAACACUCCAAACUCAAUCCUUUUGCAGGUGUCAUUUGGAGUACUGAAAGAUCAAUUUCCAGAUUUUUAUUUUUUUGUUCUGUAAGCUAUGUUUGUUAGUUCUUUGUGUUUUUUAAUGGUCAUUUUGGUUGUUUGAUGUGCAAUAUGUUUUGUAUGCAGGUAGUUCUUAAAUAAAAAUUUUUUUCCAUCUUGA